UGAGGGAAACGACGGACCAUGGAGCACCUUUCAUCUUCGAGUUGGAAACCCCCAACAAUCCGUCCGCGUGCUGGUCUCGACGGCCUCGUCGGAGUCGAUGGUCGUCUUGUCGCAGUACGGCUGCUCGAAAUCCGUCUUCAAGGACUCGGUGCCGUCCGAUUGCGCAGUUUCCCGCGGGAGUCUAUUCAACCCAAACCAGUCGUCCUCUUAUCACGACCUGGGGCUAUAUGGAAUUAAUCAGAACGGCGUUGGUCUCGGGGCAAAUCUGGGAUAUUCGCAAAGAGCGCAAUUCGCCCUCGACACGGUGGGCGUUGGUCUGACCGGAGAGAGAUUGAAGAACCAGACCGUUGCGGGCAUCGCAACCCCAGACCCCUUUUAUCUCGGAGUCUUUGGUCUCAACCCGCAGCCAGUCAAUUUCACUUCCCUGGGAAAUUUCUCAUCCCCCUCCUUUGUGACAUCCCUCAAAGAUGAGGGCGUCAUACCAAGUCUCAGCUGGAGCUAUACGGCCGGCGCCAAAUAUCGACUCAAACAAGUCAAUGGCCAACUCAUCUUCUCCGGCUACGACACCUCGCGCUUUACCUCCAAUUCAGUGUCCUUCACCAUGCAAGACGACACGACCCGUGACCUUUCUCUCUAUGUUCAGUCCAUCAGCUACAGCGGGAAAAGUUCCGCCAUUCUGCUCUCCGAUCCCAUUUCUGUCUUCGUCGACUCCACGGACCCAAGUCUCUGGCUGCCCAAAAAGGUCUGCGACGCCUUCGAGAAGGAGUUCGGGCUGACUCUCGAUGAUGAGUCGGGUCUGUACUUGGUGAAUGAGACACAGAACACGGAGCUGCUCAAUUCCAACGCGGAGGUGGCCUUUCGGCUUUCGGACGUGUCGACCGGCGGAGAAACUGUUACUAUCACUUUACCUUAUAGCGCUUUCGCCCUGAAGGCAGAGCCUCCGUUGGUCAAGAAGAGCAGCCGUUACUUUCCUCUGAAGCGCGCGGCCAAUUCCUCGCAGUACACACUGGGGCGAUCUUUCCUGCAAGAAGCGUAUCUCUCCGCCGACUACGAGCGCCGCACCUUCAACGUGUCCUCCUGUAAAUGGGACGAGGGCGCAGAAGAAAACGUGGUCGACAUUCUAUCCAAGAAUGCAGACUCCUCCUCGGAUGGCAGUCCCAGCGAGGGUUCCAGCGGCUCUUCAGGCCUGAGCAAGGGCGCCGUAGCAGGUAUCGCAGUCGGCUCAGUAGUAGGCACCGUCCUCCUCGCUGCGCUGCUCUUCUUCUUCAUCCGUCGCCACCGCCAGAAAGCGGCCAACAAAGCGACUCCGCCCGAAACCGAUCAAGCCGUUCUUUCUGGUCCAGUUCACAAUGCGCCUCCGGGAUACUCCUCAUCCCAUACUAGUCAGUUUGCAGCACAGCCACCUUUCUGGUCCGCCGAUGCGCCCCUUGUCAGCGAUAGUAACUACGGCGACACGAGCAAUAGCGGCGUCACGCAUGAACAGAGUGUCGACGACCGUGGUAUGGAGUUGGAUGGCCAGGAUAAUCAAAUCAAGCCCAUCUACCAUGAACUUCCGGGCACCCAAGUUGUUGGCCCGACUGGGCCUGACUCCGCGGUGCGCGCUUGAUAUGAUACCCUACCCCAGAUUGGAGGUAAACUGAUAUGUAUACCAAUCGAGACUGUACAUACAUUUAAUUAAUUAACACAUGGUAAUUUCGGCGCGCCAUCGCCA
Aspergillus candidus is the source of this 1711-nucleotide messenger RNA. RefSeq names its product acid protease. The transcript has 4 exons. The record is from RefSeq and is a predicted model, not a curated record. Bases 98 to 1606 code for a protein of 502 amino acids. NCBI's taxonomy places the organism in Eukaryota, Fungi, Ascomycota, Eurotiomycetes, Eurotiales, Aspergillaceae.